AUGACAGAUCACACCGGCAACAACGGCUGGCAGGGCCUGCAGCUUGGCUUCGUCCCCAUUAACCAAGCAGACUCGCCUCCUGAAUCUAAAAGGCGACGGGCGUACUUGUCUUGCGAACGAUGUCGUAAGCGCAAGACUCGUUGCGAGCCAGCGUCAGACCAAAAGCAGCCGUGUAAGCGAUGCUCAGCCGACAAUCAACUUUGUGAAUUCAGAGCGUCGCGACGCACCAAACGAAGAUUGUCGCUUCCAGCUGAAAACACCGAGCCAGUUUCGCGUCACAGCAACACGGUCACCGAUGUCGGCAUCCCUUCUUUGACACCACUUUCGUCUCAAGAUAUCCCAGUUCGCCCCAAUGAAAGAGAAUACGUAGAUGACAUGCCCGUCACCGACAGUUCCCAAGGUCCAAGGUCGCCAACCGCACUCGACGCAAGAACACGAAUUAUUUCAACACAUAUAAGUAAUGCAUCGGAUGCCCUCGACCUUCUGACCUUCGCUGCGAGCGGUACCCAUGCUUACAACAACGCUUCUGCCUCGCCCAGCCGCGAAAGCCAAGUUCCAUCUACUGCCUCCCCAGCCGGUAUCACAUAUACAGCCCUCAGUCGAGACAGAGCAUGGAAAGGCUUCUCCCUUAUCAGGAAAGGAAUCUUAUCUCAACAAGAAGUGAUGGACUACCUAGGUUUCUACUUUGAUCAGUUAUGGCCCCUCAAGCCAGUUAUACCGUCUUGCUACCGCGAUCGAGCCACAGAUGGCCAGCUUGUUGCUGAGGAGCCUCUUUUGGUGGUCUGUCUCGUCACGCUCUCUUCGAGAUACUUCCCACUGCCUGGAGAUCACGGCGAGAUUAGGUCAGAGCGUAUACAUUGGCAAGCGUGGAGGAUCCUACAACGAUCUCUUCAGUCCGUCAUGUGGGGUUCUACGACGACGCGUUCUCUUGGAGCGGUAGCGUCGAUGCUACUUCUGAUUGACUGGCAUGUGAAGGCGAUCAAUAACCCGUCUGACUUCACAGAAGGAGAGGAAGAAGCUUAUGAUCAUCCCGAUAGCCAUGGUUUCAAGCUUUCGUCUAACAAUACGGACUCACUCACCGGACAGCGACGGUACGGCAUGGUAUCGCUAAUGGAAAGGUUGAAUAUUGUAUCGCCUGCAUAUCGGAGCAAUAAGAUGUCUUGGUAA
Messenger RNA from Fusarium tjaetaba, 1167 nucleotides. RefSeq names its product ARO80-positive transcription regulator of ARO9 and ARO10. Gene Ontology annotation, biological process: regulation of DNA-templated transcription. Gene Ontology annotation, cellular component: nucleus. Bases 1 to 1167 code for a protein of 388 amino acids. The transcript has a single exon. NCBI's taxonomy places the organism in Eukaryota, Fungi, Ascomycota, Sordariomycetes, Hypocreales, Nectriaceae. Gene Ontology annotation, molecular function: zinc ion binding; DNA-binding transcription factor activity, RNA polymerase II-specific. The record is from RefSeq and is a predicted model, not a curated record.